ACCGUCAAAAUUCAGUGCGCCGGAAAUGCUAGUUCGUUACUCAAAAGUCAUAACUAAUUAUGACUGCCCGCUGCACGCAUCAGGAUUGUGUCUAGCUGCUACAACUGACUUUCCAGAUUUUUGGUCUUAAUUAAUUCUUGCGGGAAAUAAAGAUCCCAGCCCAAGAAUGCAGGCCAAUGGAUUUGCCAAACUAGCAAACGGCCAUGAUGUUGGAUGCAAUGGAGCGGGUGGAAAAAAAUUGCUUACCUUGGAUGAUGUCAACCCAAGCGUCCGGGCUAUUGCUUAUGCGAUUCGCGGACCGAUAAAUGAUCGCGCAAACCAGCUGGAUAGUGAUUUACGAAAUGGAAAGAAACUCCCUUUUGAUAAGCUUAUACGAUGCAACGUGGGGGAUGCUCCGGCGAUGGGCCAAAAGCCAAUGACCUUUUACCGGCAGCUGCUGGCUUGUUGUGCAUAUCCUGAUGCAAGCACACAAUAUCCGGCCGAUGUCCAGGCGUUGAGCAAGCGAUUCCUUGACGCUUGUCAUGGCAGAACUAUUGGUUCAUACAUAAGCAAUCCUCAAGGAUUAGAGGUUGUGCGUCAAGAUAUUGCCAAGUUUAUUCAAGAACGGGACGGUGGCAUACCGGCUUAUGCUAACGAAAUCUUCCUUUUUACUGGAGCCGGGGAUGGAAUUGUGUGCAUUCUUAACAUUUUAAACACCACAUCUGCCGGAAAGAAGCCAAUUGGAUUAAUGGUACCCAUUCCGACAUUUGCAUAUUACACAAGCUGCAUUGAUGAGAUAGGACUGAAAGAGAUCCCUUAUUACCUGGAUGAAGAAAACAGCUGGCAGUUAAAUGUAGAUGAGCUUAACAGAGCAAUAAACAACCGUGACGACUGUGACCCCAAAAUUCUCGUCGUUAUUAAUCCUGGGAACCCGACAGGACAAGUACUGACCAAAGACAACAUUCAACAAAUUAUCCGGUUUGCAGCCGAGAAAAAUUUGAUAAUUAUGGCUGACGAAGUUUAUCAAGACAACAUCCAUGAUUCAUCUCAGAAAUUCCAUUCUUUCAAAAAAACUAUAGCAGACAUGGGCCACCCUUAUUGUGAUAUGGAACUGAUUUCUCUUCACUCGGCGUCCAAAGGCUUAAUGAACGAAUGCGGAGCGAGAGGAGGCUAUGUGGAAUUCCACAACUUUGACCAAGAAGUCCUAGAUCAACUCAGAAAGCUGCUAUCGAUAAGGUCAUCUCCAUCCACUGGUCAAUUAGCCACAUUUGCCAUGGUUAACCUGCCGAAACCAGGUGAUCCAUCGUAUGAUCUCUUUAUCAAAGAGCGGGAAUCAACGCGGUCUUCCUUGGUCCAGAGAGCCCGAAUGACCACCGAGCUGCUGAACAAUAUUCCCGGCAUGCACUGCAAUGCUGUGCAGGGAGCUAUGUACGCCUUUCCUCGGCUGGAUUUGCCAGAAAAGUUCAUCCAAGAAGCAAAGACCAAAGGACGAGCGGCAGACCUUCAUUACGUAAUGCAGCUAAUGGACAGUAAAGGAGUGGUUAUUGUUCCGGGUUCCGGCUUUCGCCAACAGCCAGGAACUUAUCAUUUCCGAACAACUAUUUUGCCUCCUGUAGACCUGCUGCACGAAAUGCUGGAAAAAUUAGCGGAUUUCCAUACAAAUCUGAUGAAGAAAUAUGCCUAAAGUGGCUUGUUUUAUUUCAUUAACAAAUGGUAACCGAUGACGCAGUGAAAUAUUUGGUACAAUUAUGGAGACUAAAACGCGACAUUUGUCACCGGUCUGCACGUUAACUUAUUGUGUCGGCAAGAAUAAAAACAACUGAAUA
Messenger RNA from Paramacrobiotus metropolitanus, 1805 nucleotides. Its product is annotated as alanine aminotransferase 2-like. The record is from RefSeq and is a predicted model, not a curated record. Lineage: Eukaryota; Metazoa; Tardigrada; Eutardigrada; Parachela; Macrobiotidae. Gene Ontology annotation, molecular function: pyridoxal phosphate binding; L-alanine:2-oxoglutarate transaminase activity. Gene Ontology annotation, biological process: biosynthetic process. The transcript has 11 exons. Bases 167 to 1663 code for a protein of 498 amino acids.